This is a messenger RNA of Cicer arietinum (chickpea), 1741 nucleotides long. Its product is annotated as organelle RRM domain-containing protein 1, chloroplastic. Gene Ontology annotation, cellular component: mitochondrion. Gene Ontology annotation, biological process: mitochondrial mRNA modification; cytidine to uridine editing. The record is from RefSeq and is a predicted model, not a curated record. Gene Ontology annotation, molecular function: RNA binding. Lineage: Eukaryota; Viridiplantae; Streptophyta; Magnoliopsida; Fabales; Fabaceae.
AACCUUCAAUUGUGGAUUUCUUUGAGGAUACGAGUGUGAGUGUCACAACGUUGAAAUUAGAUAACUAUUCGCAGUUUGCAUUGCCACUGAGAAUUAAUUGAACUCUGUUUCACUUUUCCCAUGAAACCAUAGAUUUAAUAACAAACAUGGAAAUUCUGAGUAUAUCUGUCACAUUCACCAAAUCUCAAACCUUUCCCUCUCUGAAACCAAACAGACCCCAAAUUCACGAACUCCCAAUAAACAUAAGAAGACUACCCAACAAAAACCAUCAUUCUAAUAUUUCCUCUUCUUCUUGUUCCAUUUCACGUAAUUGUUCAUUUACUAGAAUAGCAGCAACAACAAACCCUUCUUCCUUCACUCCUUCCAUCUCAAAGAACCGCCACUGGAUGGUGCUCAUGGAUAAACCUCCUCACGGGGUCAAUUCCAAGGCACAACUCAUUGAUUAUUAUGUAAACACUCUACAAACAGUUCUCGGCAGUGAGAAAGAUGCUCAAAUGUGUCUGUAUGAUGCUUCUUGGGAUUCACAUUUCGGUUUUUGUUGUGACAUUGAUGAAGAGAUAUCCUCCAAGUUGGCCAGUUUACCCAGGGUCUUAUUGGUUAGACCUGAUCCGGAUUUCAACUUGUUGAGAAAGGACUAUAGUUUAUCAAGUGGCCGACCAUCAAGCUUACAAACUGAUAUGUUGUUCCCUGCGGGAAAUUCAAAGCACUGGCUUGUUAGAAUGGCUAAACCCGGUGUUCGGGUUGUUACCAAAGCUCAGAUUGUUGAUCAUUAUGCUCAAAUUUUGACCAAGGUCAUGGAAAAUGAGAAGGAUGCACAAAUGUGUAUAUAUCAUGUUUCUUGGAAAACCAACUUUGGAUUUUGUUGUGAACUUGAUGAGGAUUGUGCACAUGAGCUAGCUGGUGUUCCUGGUGUCUUGUCAGUUCAGCCAGACGACAAUUUCGAGUCUGAAAAUAAGGACUACGAAGGUAGAAACUUGGAAAAUCGUCUGAAUAUGCCAAAUUCUUCUAAAACAAGUCAGGAAGCUUUGGUGAAAACGAAGAAACUUUUUGUGACAGGGCUAUCAUUUUAUACAUCUGAGAAAACCUUACGUGCCGCAUUUGAAGGCUUUGGUGAGCUUGUUGAAGUUAAAGUUAUUAUGGAUAAUAUUUCAAAAAGGUCCAAGGGUUAUGCAUUUAUUGAAUACACCACAGAAGAGGCUGCAAGUGCAGCACUCAAAGAGAUGAAUGGCAAGAUUAUUAAUGGCUGGAUGAUAGUGGUAGAUGUUGCCAAGACUACCCCACCAAGAUACAACACGCGCCGUGCCAGAUCAUCCGCUUGAAAAGAAAAAGAAGUCAACAAGGUAUGUAACACUGCUAUGAUAUUCUCCGGAGAUGUUUUCGGUAGUAUUUACUAUGCAUACUCCUCGAAGCAAACAUGUUGACCAGGUUUCCUGUUGGUGUGUGAGAUUAAGCAUGCUGCAGUGGACUGGCGAGCGAUAUCGUAGCCUCCACUGGCAUCUGGCUUAGUGUUAAGGUAUCAAAAAGAUGCGAGAAGUCCGGGGUAUGGAUUCUUAUUUGAAAUCUUAACACAAUGUUGGUUGAGAUAGAUGUUCAAAGAAAACUUACCCAACAUUCAGCCAUUUGGUCUAAAUUUUCAUAUUCUCUUAGCUUAAUUAAUAGUAAAUAUGUAUAUUUACAUGAGAAUGGUUAUUUAUUAUGCUUAAUUCUCUUGAUUAAUUAACACUUACUGAUUUGUUUGGAA